GUUUAUUUACAAAAAGUAUUUAUUUUCAGGUUAUGAAGUCAACGAUUCAAGAAAAAUGUGCCGAAACUGACUUUAAUUAUACCUAAUUAUAAUUAUUUAAUCUUCUCACCCACGCAGCGGACUGUUCUUGAAUUGCUUCCGUGGUGAAUCACCUAUGUCGCUGGCAUCUAAAGUCACCCUUGGUCUUGCAGUUGCAGGAUGUAUUGGAACAUUUUUUUACGUGACAGCUACUCAAGAAUUAGACAGAAUGAGAAUGCAUGAAGGAGUAUUGCGAGAUAUAGAAAAUCAAAAAAAGAAAAGGCAACUUGCUUCAGAGCAAGAAGCUGGAAAUUCGAAAGAAGGAUUCUCUUUAGCAAAAACUUAAUCAACAUAAUUCACAAUGGAGGAAAGUACAGAUAGUAGAAUGACUGAAAUUGAGAAUCUUUCUCAGAAAUUUGGUGCUUAUUGUUUAGAAGAUGAUACCCCACUGAUUCUAUCCAGCAAAUCCGAAAUUGCAGUUGAUGCAAAAUUAAACUGCAGUCUAUUUGACUUUCAAAGGAGAGGAAUCCAGCAGAUGUUUCAAUCUUUCACAAAUGGCUCAGGUGCAAUAAUUAAUGAUGUCCCAGGCUCAGGGAAAAAGGUUCAGGUUGUCGCCUUCAUCUCAGCUCUGAUUUCAUCCCAACGGCGAACUGAGUCAGGUGAAUUCUUCUCAGCCAGAGUUUAUCCUGCUCUAAUUAUUUGUCCUAGAGCUAAAAUUCAUGUAUGGGAAAGUCGCAUUAAACAGUGGAGCUCUCUGAAGCACUCAGUUUGCUCGGACUUAGAUAUAAGCAAGGCAGCAGAUUCUACAGAUGUAGUUUUGUUUCCAUUUGAUCUCCUUGCCAAGUCUGUUGUCAAUGUGGCUAAACGCAAGUGGACAGUUUUGUUUGUAGAUAAUAUAGAAGUUAUCACACUGAAACAGAAGUAUGAACUUCUACUGCAUCACUUGCCACGAGACCCUCGAUUUGGAAUAUCCUCCAAAAUUUUGGAUGAUAGUGAAACUUUGGCAACCAUUGUUGGUUGGGCCUCUCCUUCUUACUAUGAGCAAUUCAAGAGAGACAGAUCAAACAUCCUCUCUCUCAUCAAACAAUUUGAUAGUAAGUCGGGACCAAAAGCGGACCAAAUUCGAGGUCUUCAUCUGAAAGCAAAUCUUUUAAGCUUACGAAAUGAAGUCUUCAUUAGAAGAGACGGGAGAAUUCCUGAAGCCUUGCUGGAUAUACCAAGGGAUGCAGAAGAAGUAGAUUUUGAUCUCCACCCAAGCACAUCUCAAGCCAAGAGAGCUCCUCCAAAAGCUAAUAAGAGAAGAUCGAAUGAAAAAGUCAAACCAAAAGUGAAAUCUCCUCGACUCAGUUCAAGAGACAGAGCUCCAACUCAUGAUAUUUCAGAUGAUGAUGGUGACAUCGAGGAUAAUGAUGGUGGUGGAGACCAUUCAGCCAGAACUAGACAAGGUUCAGCAACAAAUGAGGAAGAAGAAGUUUUUCGUAGACUUCCAAGAAGAACAAGGACAAGGAGCAAUGAUUUAGAAGCUCUGUCAAAUGUUGAGGCAAAGCCAACUACCUCUUCAGAAUCCAGUCACAGAUCAAUGGAUAGAUCUCCUGAGCCACAGCCUUCCUGUUCAAGAUCAUCAAAAACAGAAGAGCUAAAGUCUGAUCUUGGGCCGUCAAAUACAUCUGACAUCAAUCACAAUUCAGACUAUGAUAAACUUGAUGCCUUAUUCUUCUCUUCAACUAAAGUUUUGAAGUCGCCUAAAAAAUCCAGAAAAAGAGCUCCUCCAUCACAACAAGAACAAACCAACACAGAGUUUUCUGACACUAGAGAAAGCUCAGAUGUUGCUGACACCCAGGCGAGUAUGGGUGUUUUCGGAGACUUCCGAACUCAACAAUUGGAACUGUUAAAUUCGGUAUUCCUCAAGACUCCUCCAGUAUCAAAACCUCCACCAUCAAAAUUUAAAAGUUUCACUCAGGCAUCACAAAAGACAAAAACUGUUCGUGAGCGUAUUGAUGGAAAAUUAUCUGACACAGAUAAAGAAGCUACAAUUAGUCAGGAUUUGGACUCAUUCUUUGAAAGUCAAACCAAGAAACCACCUCCUCGGAAACCAGGAGACUCCAAGAUCUUUUGUUCUCAGCGACCGGAAGAUUUGUUGGACGAUAUUCUUUUCUCCCAGACUGUUGCGCGGAAAGGUCCUCCAAAGAAAAAGUUCUUCACUCAGUCGGCUGCACUUUCCGAUGCUGGGUCAUCUUCAAGGCAACCAAUGCAACCAAUCAAGAACCAAGCUGUAAAAUCGGAUCAGAAUUCUCCGCUUUUUGAUUGAUUUAUAAAUAAAUCUAUCAAUCAAUUGGGUAUCUAGUCAGACUUUUAAGGGGAAAAUUUACACCAUCAUCUUUUCCAACAAUUUUUACCAACUCUUUUAAUUUUAAUGUAUGUGCUAGAUUGCAUGAGUUUUUACAUAUCUAAUGGUUUUAUGGGAGGUUUACAGGCAAUUUAUUGAUACCUUUUUUUUCACUCUAAUUUUAUAAGGUUUUAAGGUUUAGAACUAGAUGUUCUGUGCUUGAGUUUUAUUAAAUAUAUCCGCAGGAUUUGAAGAAUGUACGUCAUUAAAUCAGGAGUCUUAGUAGUUUGUGUGCGCUAUUUUAACCAGAGGAAACUGAUUUACCAAAUUUGAUAAUCUACUCCUAAUUUGUAUAACUUUGUUAUUUAGUCAUUAAUCAAUACUUACCGAAUUUUUUAUUCAAAGGCUUUGGCUCAUGUGCUCUUAUUACCAAUUUUCCAAUUCCAGAAUUCUGUAGGCAUGAUGAAAACAAAAAAAUACAAGUUCAUUUAUUUUGAGUGCCUUGCUUGCACUAAUUGUAUCUCGUAUUGACUGGUAACGUACUAAAUUUAUUUUAUCUCUAACAAAGAUUUUUCUCAUCUCUUAUCAUUUUGGCACUCUAUUUGAAAUAAAAAACUCAAUUCUUAUUCUUUUCGAAGACUGGUCCCGUA
Molecule: messenger RNA, 2994 nt
Organism: Bemisia tabaci
Lineage: Eukaryota; Metazoa; Arthropoda; Insecta; Hemiptera; Aleyrodidae
Molecular function (GO): ATP binding
Source: RefSeq, a predicted model, not a curated record